Molecule: messenger RNA, 4314 nt
Organism: Botrytis porri
Lineage: Eukaryota; Fungi; Ascomycota; Leotiomycetes; Helotiales; Sclerotiniaceae
Exons: 8
Coding region: 1-4314 (1437 amino acids)
Biological process (GO): transmembrane transport
Cellular component (GO): membrane
Molecular function (GO): ATP hydrolysis activity; ABC-type transporter activity; ATP binding
Source: RefSeq, a predicted model, not a curated record
AUGUCAAGUAACACUUCCAGUAUUGAUAUAUCUAUUAAUGACUUCGGUCCAGCCAAGUCCGUGGGAUUUGACUUUACUCCACUAUUCGAAGAUGUAAUCCUGUCACUUGUACCAUCAGUCAUCUUACUUCUCUUACUGCCAAUUCGAAUAUGGAUGCUUCGUGGUCAGCCUCGAAAAGUUAAUUCUAGCCUUUUGCAUAGCAAUAAAUUGCUGUUCUUAGGAGUCUUCACAAUCAUGCAAACUGCUUAUUUAGUUAUGAAUGCCACAACGUCAACAUUGAAGACACGUACAACAAUACCUGCUGCAGCUCUUCUACUUGUAAAUGCCCUCGGCUUAUUUGCUUUAUCACAUAUUGAGCAUAUCCACUCUGUCAGGCCAUCUGCUCUCAUCAAUGUAUGGCUUUUGCUUACGUUGCCUUUCGAUAUGGCGAGGGCAAGGUCACUUUGGUUAGUUCAUGCAAACAAUCCAACUGCUGCAGUAUUUACCAGUGCUCUUGGCGUCAAGAUUAUGGUCAUCAUCGUCGAAGCGGUGGAAAAGCGUCACAUCCUACUUGACAGAUAUCGAAACACAUCACCUGAGACUACUAGUGGUAUUUAUAGCCGCAGCUGCUUUUGGUGGUUGAAUACACUCAUGACCACCGGUUUCCAACGGGUUAUUAAAAACGAAGACUUGUAUCCCAUUGGUGAGGAGAUGAGCUCACAUUACUUGUACUCCCGAGCAAGGAGCACAUGGGAUGCAAGCAAUCAAACCGGAUCUUAUUCUUUGCUUUGGUCAACCUUGAAAGCCACACGUGGAGCAUUUGCUCUCGGGAUUGUACCUCGACUUUGCACAAUUGGUUUCAAAUAUGCACAACCUUUCUUACUAGAAAGAACCGUUGGUUUCGCAAACGACGAAAAUCAACCUGAUAGUAUAGGAUGGAGUUUGACUGGAGCAUUUGGCCUUGUCUUCCUAGGCUUGGCUGUUUUCAAUGGUGCCUAUUACCACAUAGCAUAUCGUUUCAACACGGCUGUACGCGGUUCAUUGAUAAGCUUAAUAUAUGCAAAAACAGUUGAUUUGAGUAUUACUGCUCUUGAUGAAUCGGUUGCCGUCACUUUGAUGGCAAGUGACACAAGCGCAAUUUGUGAAGGCUUCACAAAUAUACACGAGCUUUGGGCUGUUCCUAUAGAACUAGGCAUCGCAAUGUAUUUGCUUUAUCGACAAGUCGGCUUGACAUUCUUGGCUCCUUUCUCCAUUGCUUUGUUGUGCACAGCAGGCAUUCUUCUUAUGGCAAAUUGGAUGGGCAACGCACAAAAGAUUUGGAUCAGAGGUAUCCAAACGCGGAUCGACAUAACUACUUCUAUGUUGGGGUCUAUGAAGGCUGCAAAAAUGUUAGGAUUUACCGACUCUCUCACCACCAUGGUUCAAUCUCUUCGCGUGAAAGAAGUAUACCUUUCUCAAUUAUUCAGAAGGCUUCUCUGUGGUCGUGUUUUCCUAGCAAAUAGCACUGGCAUCGUAGCGCCGCUAGUUACGUUCACGGUGUUUGUGAUUUCAGCCAAUGUUACCGGUCGUACAUUGAGUACCUCGACAGCGUACACAUCGCUAUCUCUCAUUGCCCUCUUGGCAGACCCAAUGAAUACACUGGUGAGGACAAUACCUCAAAUCAACUCUGCUGUUGCUUGUCUUGAAAGAAUCCAAAGUUUCAUGUUAUCGGAUGCACGAAAAGACCACCGUUUGCCAAUGGUAGGAUCUCAAUUAUCAAAUAUCCCUAGCUAUCUGAGCCAAGGAAUCGAACUGAAAGACAUGUCACCUGUACUAAAUCCUUCAGCAAUGAUCAUUGCCCAGAAUGCUAGCUUUGCUUGGAGUCAGGACGCUCUUCCUGUGAUAAAAGACUUCAGCUGUACUCUACCAUGCUCUCAGUCACUUUUCAUCAUUGGUCCGGUAGGCUGCGGAAAGAGUACUCUACUCAAAGGACUACUUGGUGAAACUCCUUCUUCCAAGGGCUUCAUCUAUGCCAAGACCGCUAGAACGGCGUACGUUGAACAAAGUCCAUGGAUUCAGAAUGGGACCAUUCAAGACAAUAUUUUAGGUCCAUCAAACUUUGACUCACCUUGGUAUAAUCAGGUUGUUCGGGCUUGCGCUUUGGAAGAUGACAUCGCGGUCUUGCCUAAUGGAAAUGCUACUCGUGUAGGAAGCGGAGGUAUCUCACUGAGCGGCGGUCAAAAGCAAAGAAUCGCACUUGCAAGAGCCGUGCACGCCAAAAAUGAGUUUAUCAUUCUUGACGACGUAUUUUCUGGGCUUGAUCCAGAAACAGAAGAGCAAGUUUUCAAAAGACUUUUUGGGAAACAAGGACUUUUCCGAGAAAUGGGAACCACUAUUAUUCUUGUCACUCAUGCCGUUCACAGAUUAGCAUAUUCAGAUUACAUCAUCGCAUUGGAUCAAUCCAGCCAGAUCGUCGAGCAGGGUACCUUUGAGUAUUUAAAAACUAGUGGUGGCUAUGUGGAGAAUUUAGAUACUCGGCAUAGAUCAGAGGAACUUGACUCUGGAGAAGUUGAUACAAAGGCGACAACCCAGAAACAAAGUCCAUUCGCAACUCUCGAGAAUGAUGAUCUCAUGAAUGAAGUAGCAGAUUUGAAUCGACAAACUGGUGAUGCUUCAGUAUACCAAUAUUAUUUUGCCUCCAUUGGAUGGGUGCCGAGCGGGAUAUUUUUCCUUCUUGUCUUGAUAUUUGGAGCAGCAUCGAAAUUACCGGAAAUUGCUUUGACUUACUGGACUCGAGCUAUCGCUGUUGAAGGUAAUAAGGCAAACCCAUACUGGCUUGGAAUAUAUGGAAUGCUAUCUGCUAUUUCCUUGAUUGGUUUCGUGGCAGGAAUUUCCCAUUUGAUGUUAUAUAUGAUGCCGAAAAGUGCAAAAGUCCUUCAUCAGAGAUUGUUGGAUUCUGUGAUGGGAGCACCUCUUUCUUUCUUCACCGCCACGGAUACUGGGACGACUACAAAUAGAUUCAGUCAAGACAUGACUAUAAUUGAUGGAGACCUUCCCUAUGCAUUGGUUGAUCUCUCAUUGUCCACUGUGCAAGCAUUAAUGGGAGCUAUUUUAAUGUCUCUAUCCGCGGGGUAUUUUGCGGCAACUAUUCCGGUCAUCGUGCUGCAAAAAUUCUAUCUCAGGACAUCUCGGCAAAUGCGUCUCUUAGACCUCGAAGCAAAAUCCCCUCUGUACUCCCACUUUAUCGAAACCCUUAGUGGUCUAACUACCAUCCGAGCGUUCGGUUGGACCGAAAAGUUUCGCGAGCAAAAUCUUGCAUUUUUAGACACAUCUCAGAAGCCCUAUUACCUCCUAUUCUGUAUUCAACGGUGGCUGGGUCUUGUCCUUGAUCUUCUCGUUACAGCCCUUGCAGUUAUUCUCAUGGUGCUCAUUGUUAAACUCCGCACCGACAUUAGUCCGGGCUAUGUUGGUCUGGCUCUGUUGAACGUAAUGACUUUCAACCAAUCACUUACUCUAAUCAUCAAGGAAUGGGCCCUUAUGGAGACAGCCGUUGGGGCAGUCUCUCGUCUCAAAACUUUCGCAGCAACAACUGUAAGCGAGAACUUACCACCCGAAGUCGAAUCUGUGCCAGAAAAUUGGCCAGCAUUCGGAGCCAUCGAAUUCAAGAAUGUAAAAGCGUCCUACACCUCAACCAACAUCCCGGUCAUUAAUGAUCUCAACCUCUCUAUAAAACCUGGAGAGAGAAUCGGAAUUUGUGGUAGAAGUGGAAGUGGCAAAAGUUCUCUCAUCGCAGCGCUCUUUCGCAUGUUGGAACUUCAUCCCGGAAGUUCAAUCCUUAUUGAUGGUAUAGACAUCAGCACAAUCCCUCGACAAAUAGUACGCGCACGCUUGAAUGCUGUUCCUCAGGAUCCAUUUUUCCUACGCAGCACUAUCCGCACAAAUACCGAUCCGUAUGGUGUUCACACUGACCUUCAAAUCAUCUCCGCGCUAGAGAAAGUACAUCUCUGGUCUCUCAUCUCCUCUAAAGGAGGGUUAGACGCGCAACUCGAUACGGAGUUCUUCUCACACGGUCAGCGGCAGUUAUUUUGUCUAGCGCGAGCCAUUUUAAGAGGUGGAAGAAUUAUCGUGUUGGACGAAGCGACGAGCAGUGUGGAUAGCGAAACGGAUAAAUUGAUGCAGAGGGUUAUUAGGGAGGUUUUUGAAGGGUGUACGAUUGUGGCUGUUGCGCAUCGAUUGGAUACGAUUGCGGACUUUGACCGUAUUGUCUUGCUGGGGAAGGGAGAGGUGGUAGAGAGUGGACGAUUUGGGAAGUUAAUGGAGAUGGAGGGCGCGUUUAGGGAAUUGUAUGAUUCGUGA